AGCGACGGAGCAGCAGCGUUUGGCAUUUGGCAUACGAACGGUGUGCUUGUGACUUUUGAAAGAGAUUAUUUACUUAUUUUGCAAGUUAUUCAAUUACAUUUCCCGCAAUUAGUCUUGUGAUUAAUAAUAACACAUAAAAUGUCUCGUUCCGUCCGUGCCGAGACCAGAAACCGAGUAAAAGAUGACAUCAAAAGAGUCAUGCAAGCUGUUGAAAAAGUUCGCCAUUGGGAGAAGAAAUGGGUCACAAUAGGCGAAACCACUAUGAAAAUCUACAAAUGGGUCCCCAUAUCAACUAAUGAGCAAAAGAAAAAACACGCGGCCAAACGAGAAAAUAAGGAAAAUACUUUGACGCCAAAAAAGGUUCAUGACUCUUCUAAUUCAAACUUCGGUAUGGCAGAGGACUCUAACACUUGUUUUUCUACAGUCAGCGACUCUCAGGGUCCAACAGAUUUCACCUCGACCCAUAUGAAUUUCUCUGAAGACUCAAAUUCACAGAGCAGUGGUACAACAACUCCAGCAAAGCGGUUAAAAACUGACUGAGUGUAAUUCAGGUAGUGAAUUAAUUGCAAUAAAUA
Messenger RNA from Ostrinia furnacalis (Asian corn borer), 575 nucleotides. It is a transcript of the gene BCL7-like, whose product is annotated as chromatin remodeling complex subunit BCL7B-like protein. The record is from RefSeq and is a predicted model, not a curated record. The transcript is spliced from 3 exons. The coding region runs from base 139 to 540 and encodes 133 amino acids. Lineage: Eukaryota; Metazoa; Arthropoda; Insecta; Lepidoptera; Crambidae.